GGCGACUACUACGGAAGGAAAAUGAAAUGUAGUUUUCCGUCUAUUCUUCAAUCGUGGUGGAUGUAGCCGGUGUCAGCUUCGAUUGCGUCAGAGAUGAUAUCUGAAGAAGUUGCAAAAGGGCGAGUUUGUUCUUGAUGACGCAAAUAAAGUUAGCCUCCGUCGAAAAGAAAAACGUAAUGUAGCCUCCCAAUCUAACAUAAGGCUAGCACGUGAUAUUAGGCAGCAGUUCUUAGUAUUCCUCUGCAGUGACGAGACAGGCGAAUAAGAGUGCACUCACACACAACCAGUUUGUUUACGACGCAGAAGAUUUAUAUUUGAUGCGUGCUUGUCCACCAUCUCCCUCGUUGUAGUGCUGCUGCUUACAUCCACGACGUGAGUAGAAGAGUUCAGUUGUUACAUGGUGGAACUCCACGACGUACAAGAAAUAGGAAACGAAAUCAUGGCGGAAGGACCUCAGGAGCUGUUUGAAGAGCUGCUGCAGGGGCAAAAGCGUGUUGACGCGGCGAACGAAGAGCUGCAGCGCGUUUGGCAAAAGCUCCAGGACCGGCUUCAUCCGUGCUUCGCGGGAUGCGACAUACAAGCGCUGCUCCGAGAUACGCUCAAAGAAGCUUCUAGCGCCGCCGAGCUGUUCAGCGAUACCGAUUGGCUUUUUGCUAAUCCGGGGGCCGCGAGGACUGCGGGGCACACGAAUGCGGACAGCACAUCAGAGAGUACUACAGCGUCUUCAUCAAGCCGCGCCGAAACCGGGGCGGAGAUCGACGCGGUGAGCACAGCCGGCAGCAACAACACUGGAACGAGCACGAUAUCCGGAACAAGGGGGGCUGCGGACGCUGGGAUCCUGAGUGCACCGGGCCCGGGAGCGCGUGCUGCACCGUCUUGCUGGCAGUGGUGCCCGUCGUGUGGCACGAUCGUCCCUGUUUUGAUCAACAUUUUCACUCUGUGGUGGUUCAAUGUAAAAGUGACCCACCUUGAAUUCUUCCUGGAGGAUCUGCACUUGAAAACUUUUGAAGCGUGCUUGACUCGUCCUUGACCGAUUUCGCUCUCGGGUACUUGACCUGCAAUCUCAGCAUCUUUGCUGCCAUUGGUACUCCUAUUUCUUAUUCUCAACUAAAGCUUCAUCUGUAGUUCUAGUUCCACCCGUACUAAUAGUCAAUCAGGACAAGAACGAAAAACCGAAACUGACACGCACAUCUUCGGCGUUGAUGAAUGUUAAUGUUUAAGCUGCAAACUUAUACUUAUCUUAUGUUUUCUCCGAGCUUUUCAAUGAUCUAUUUCUAACGUCAGAAGCAGAACGAUGGUGGACACAAAUGCACCAAGCGACCUAAAAAAAGAACUCCGAAUUAAUUAUCAAGCAACAGCAAGCGCCAGGAUUUUCUCGAAAAACAAAAAUGUGAAUACGUCUUUGUCCGGAAAAUGUGGAUACGUGCGUCCCUCUCGACGAAAUAUCUCGUUCUGCGUACUUACGAUUUGAGACCUUGUUCAUUAGCAG
Molecule: messenger RNA, 1489 nt
Organism: Amoebophrya sp. A120
Lineage: Eukaryota; Dinophyceae; Syndiniales; Amoebophryaceae
Source: the annotation of a GenBank genome assembly